Messenger RNA from Anarrhichthys ocellatus (wolf-eel), 5609 nucleotides. RefSeq names its product pleckstrin homology domain containing, family O member 2 (gene plekho2). Bases 1249 to 3429 code for a protein of 726 amino acids. Gene Ontology annotation, biological process: macrophage apoptotic process. The transcript is spliced from 7 exons. NCBI's taxonomy places the organism in Eukaryota, Metazoa, Chordata, Actinopteri, Perciformes, Anarhichadidae. The record is from RefSeq and is a predicted model, not a curated record.
CGCCCGUGUGUGCUGCUUCGCUUUUUCAUGCAGUUUAUACCGUCUUUGCAAUGUAGAGCUGUAGUUUUUCAGACAUUUAUAGUGAAAGUGAACACUUAGUAUGCAUUCAGUGUGUGAUGUUAGACAAUACUACUUUGCAAGGGCGCGACCAAGUUAUUAGAAAACAGAUAGGGCCCAUAGAAUAGACUAGGUGGCAAUUUGGAAACGCUAUUUCCGUGAUAUUAGUAAUAGUAAGUAAAGAAAUAACUUAGUUUGAGAUUUCUUAGUGGUACCGAACUGUCCGCUGCGGUCAACUAAGUCAACGUUAUUUGGCACGAGAGCACCUGCCCACCUGUCAAUCUUUUUCAUCAACUUUGGUCAGAGGCCACGAGAAACGGUAGCGAAUUGUUGCAUUUUAAUGCGACCCAACGUGUGGGAGUCAACAUAUGACCAUAAAAGCAGAAAUACGGACCUCGUCUUAGUCAGAUGUGUGCAUUGGUACAUUCGGCAUUAUUAUAACUUUGAUUUAAUGUAUGCGAAAUGCAUUUCAACAUGUAUGAUUGGGUUGCAUAAAGGGAGUUAUUUCACAAAUGAAAUUGACUUGAUAGAUUGUACCUUUGGCGAAUCCGCUAUGAUAGGCGAAUAUGUCAGUAAAAGUGUUAAUAUAGGCUUAAUAACCUUUCCUGUUUUCAUAAUUACAAAGUAAGUUGUGAUUUGCCAUAUUUAUGAAGGACGCUUGGCUUGCCGUUGCCAAUAAGAUAACCGGUGUUAACUAGCACUCGUCACAAAACAGAUUAUUACGAGAUUUUGCCGUUUGAUUUGUGGCAUAUCCGAGUAGAACGAAUGCAUUUGAUCCUAAAAACAUAGCCUACAUACUUCAGACAUGAGCUACUUUCAUGUAGCUAUUGAUUAACUGCAUGCCUCGCUGCAGUUUGAGGAAGCCAACUUGACAGAAAAAAAGGAAGUGGAGACAUAGCCUACUAUGUGUACCUACAGUAUGCAGGGAACUUGUUGCAAACCUUUUUUGUGCACGCCUUUGAUUGUAGCAUUGAUCCCUCAGUGACCCUCACAUAAAGCUGCCUGUCCUUCACCGUCCAUUAUCUGAUAAUUAAAUGCAGCUUUUCUUUCUUCUUUUACUUGUCUAUACUUUCUUAGAAUCCCUCUCCAGGCCAGACUAUGAAGGCUAUAAACCACGAAACAGCUACAACCCACAUUUAAACUGCACGCAAGAAUACAUUCUCCCUUUAUGCUGUGUGUGGGCAACGACUAAUGAACACAGGUGCAAAAGAGGACCCAGCCCAGAGUAAAGAGCCAAAGUUCCUGGGUAAGGCUGGCUGGGUGAAGAAGGCCCCCGGCAGGCUCUUUACAAGCUAUAAGGACCGCUACGUCCAUGUGGAGAAGACAGAGAUUGUGGUGUAUGAAAAUGAGGACCUGCAGAACUGCUUAGAAAGGGUUGACCUGGAAAACUAUGAUAAGUGUCAUGAAUUAAGGAGCCCCUUCAAGAAGAAGCACAGACUGAUACUGAUUCGAUCACCCAAGCCUGGAAACAAGGUCCAUGAUGUGAAGUUCCAAGCUCAGACUGCAGAGGGGAAGGAGGCCUGGAUUAAAGCUCUGAUUGAUGGCAUCAAUCGAGCAAAGAACAAAGUCUUCGAUGAGGUGACGGUUGAUGAAAGCAUUAAUUUAGAGCAUGUUACUCGAACGAGGCCCAAAGGGAACCGUAACCGGCGGCCACCGACCAGGAUACACAUGAAAGAGGUAGCUGAUGUGUCGUCUGAUGGUAUCCUGCGUUUGGAUCUCGAUCUUGAGGAUGCCAUAAUGCCUAAUGGGACCCAUCAUUCCAGUGUUGAUGGCACUGAAACCCCCAAAGAGGCAAUUAAAGCCCCAACUCCUCCGUCCAAUGCCAGUGAAUCUGCUGAGGAGGCUCAGACUGAGCCAGAGGUCAGUCCCAAGAAAAAGGUCAUCAAACCUCCCAUGCCCCCUACCAAAGAGGCAAAACGCAGUUCAACACUUGAGGAUGAACCUGACAAGGAUGAGAAGAAGGUUCUGAAGCCGCCAAUGCCUCCAUCUAAAGAAGCCAAGCCGUGUGCUUCACCUGUUAAUGACGCCACAGAAGAAGAGGUCAAAGCUGAGAAGAUGUCUGAAAAGAGUCCCGAGGCCAAGAAAAAGACAGGUCCACCGCCAACCCCUCCCAACAAACCCAGCUCCACCGGCUCCCUAAGCAACCUUGCAGAGACCUCACAGUCCAGGCCAAACUCCCACCCUCCAACCCUUCCAUUGAAAGAGAAAAAACCAUCCAAUUCUGCUGUGGAGCCAGACCAAAAGGUUCAAGGCACGACUGACGAAAAUUUGGUGAAGGAAGAAGGCAGUCAAGAGGAGGCGGCAGGAACAGCUGCGGAAGCACAUGAGCCAGACAAGUCAAUAUCUAAAGAAGCUCCACCUAGUGUCGGAGAUGAUGAACCUGAGAGUCCCGGCGCAGAAGGACAGGUUUCUGAAGAGGAAUCAGAGGAGACUAUAGGUAGUGACGUAAGCAAAGCAUCCGACAAUGAGCCACAAGUACCCACAGAGACACUCGGGAAGAGCACCAGUCCUCUUCUAAUCCUCAAGAAAAAGCCUGAGAAACCUGUUGAGCCUGACACACAAAAUACAGGCGAUAACACAACUGUAACGCAGAUUAAUGAUGGACAGGACCCUACUGCGUUACUGCCAACAGCCUCAGAUACCUCAGCCAGUUCUCCUCAAGCAGAAGAGGCACUACCCAGGAGUGAUGUCCCCUCAGUAGUCGUCUCUUUGAAUGACCCGGUCAGCGACAGCCUAAGCCUGAGUCCGCUGCUCUGCCACUUGCCUGGGGAGAAAAAAAAGAAGAUGGAGGAGAAAUCUGUAGACAGCGGUCAGCACUCAGAUGAUGACAGCGAGGGCUCUGGGAGCGAAGACAUGCUGGUGGCAUCUACGGCCGCGUUGAGAGGAAUCCACGCCGGUCUGGAUGUUUUUGACACCAGCGAGAACGACAUUCAGAUCCCCGUUAGCUCAAAGCCGAAGAAGGCCCCACCCAAGCCUCAGGUUAGACCCAAGGUCUUCUCCUGUCGGCGCUCAGGGCCCACUCCGCCCCUCAAGCUCUCAACCAAGGUCAGGUCAGCCUCCAUCGGAGAUCUGCUGUCUGAUGACUCUUCAGUCUGUGUUCAGGCGAGACAGCAUACCAGAGCUGUGGCUGGUGGCGACGGGGCCCCCGGUGCCGCCGUCAUGAAACUUGAGACCGAAGUGGCGCUGGAGAUGGAGAAGACGAGGGAGCUCCUGAGCAGAGUGUCCCAGUCGCAGGGGGGAGGUGACGGGGAUGGCAAGACAGAGGAUCUGCUGGCCAAGGCCAUGGAGAAGCUGAAGAAGGCCGACCAUGUCCUGAGAGAAGUCAAUAAACUGAAAAUUGCAAACAACUCAAGCUACAGGAAGAGCUGGUGAAUGCCAGUCACAGCAGAUUUGCUUAACCCCUCUCCUGAACAGUGAUUGUCCAGUCAUAGCUUAGCAACCUUUGAUAGGCACAGCAAGCCUGUCAAGCUUUGGAUUUCUCCACACAGUCUGCUGUAUGAUUUGCAUGAGGCUGAAGUAAAAGUGAUAUUCGAUAUUGCCUUUCCAAAACUAAAAACAUGCCAAACAUGUAAGAAAUAGAUUCAACAGGGUGUUUGUCCGCUCCAAUGUAAGCCACAAUCAUUAGCGUGUCUGGAUAACAGGCUUACUACCUACAGUUACUUCCAAGGUCUUUCAAAUAGCCUUUCAGCUAAACACAUUAUUUUGUGUGGUUAUUGGUUUAAAAGAAACCCUAUUCACAAUGAGCACAUCCACAAUGUACUAUCUGUGUGGAGGCCGGUCCUGGAUUCUAUCAGAGUUUAGACUAAUGUUAGCGACUUUGUCCUGCUCUUUAAUGGAUCUGCAUCCUAAAAGCCUUUUCACUUGUAAUGUUAAAAUUGAUAAAUGAAGAUCUGUGACAUUCGAGCCCUUGCCAAAUGAGUUAACACAGAAAGGGGGAAAGAGCAUAUAGCGACAGAGGAGCAGCUAGGAGUAUGGCGGAAACUAUGGCGGAUAAUUGUAACAAGCGUCCAAGAAAAGUUUCUGGAGUGGAUGUUGCAGAUAAAAAAGAAACUUGGCGUUCAGAAGAAGGAUUAAAGUCCCAGUGAAACGGAAGUUAGAGCGUCUUUAGCUUCUGCACUGUGACGUAUUCCCAACUGAAACGGAAACAGAUUUGAACAGUUAGAAGAGGGAUUUAAAUUAAAUCCUCGCAUCUGAUUGGACCACUAAAAAGUGGGGCUUGCUUAAAAUGUAGCGUGAUAUAGAGCUACAGAGGACUGUGGCUCCGCACAAAACCUCCUUUGUCGCUAAAACUUGCAGAUUGAUUGAUGGAUGGAUGUCAUGAUAUUGAAUUCGGUUGGCACUAGCUUACGUAAGCACACUCAACUUUUGUUUUACAGGAGGAAAAGCUGAGUGGAUUUUGACAUAAAAAUAUGAAGAAAUUGAUUUUCUUGUAAUUGUUUUGCAUUUAUUGUUAAAAAGGCAUUUCUCAAUUCAUCUCAACAUCAAAGUUAAAAAAGAGAGAAAGCAAUCAACGUAGAGGACAAACACUCCUGGGGGCGGGUGAGAUGCGGAAACCUCACUGGCAUAGCCAAGUCAUAAGCAGCGUCAACGGUGUUUGUGUAAUUUCUCUCCCUACCAGAGGGGGCAGACUAAAGUUCCUCACUCCAGCUUUAAACGGACACAUCGAUCAACUUGUGGAGAUUAGGACUCAUUCUUGCAGCACGCUAUUGACUGAAACUUGGGCAGCAUGACUCAUCUUUUAUAGUUAUGCAGCACACGCAACUGUUCAUAUAACUGCUCAUAUAACUAAGUGCAAUUAUUUCUAUAGUUUAACUCUCUGCAGCUGAAGGUAAUGCUUUACGCUCUACUGUGUAUAUAUAAUUUUUUGUUUUUAAUGUGAAAUAUCAGUCAUUUUUGAGAACAAGUACUUGAAAGUUAAUUAGAGAAUUAAUAAUAUAAUGACAAAGCAGCACUGUCAUACAUUGAGAACAUGCAACAACAAAAAAGUACUAAAAAGUGUUAAUACCAAAUUACACAAUUGUUUUAAUAGUUUACUCUUCUUUGUGAAUUGAAUAGGCUUUUUUUUCCUAUUUUCAGAUACCAUGUUUAUGCUGGCAGUUUAUGAGGGAAUUAAUAUUGUACAUACUUAAUGCUUUUAUUACAGCAUGUGCUGUUCAUUGUCGAUGAGGAAAGAUGUACCAACCUAGCUCAGGAGUUCUCUGAAAUAAAUAUUUUCAGACUAAUCAUGUGAUUAAAGCAAAAUAAAGUACUGGUAAUCCAAACUGAUUCCAGUUUUGUUACUAAUGAUACUGUUUUCAUACUGAUAUUGUACAUAACACCGAACAAAGAGCUUGUAGCAGCCCUUUUGGCUCUAACCAACCCCUCUUACAGUUUAAUUUCACUUAUGUCCCUAUUUCUGUCCAAUUAUUUGUUAUUAAAAAGAUGUGACGAUAGUGUUUAAGACUAUUUCAAAUAUGUCAAGCCUUUUAGAAAAUGCAAGAAUAUGUUUUAACCUGACAUAUUGUACUCGUUUGAUACAAUUUGCUAUUGCCCAAAUAAACAAAGUGAAACUA